AGGCUGGGUUGGGAAGGCCUGUCUGAGGUGCUGUCGCCCAGCCCCCGGACCAUGAAGUGUGUGAUUGGGGGGACCCACCUCAGAGUGUUUGGACGAGCAAUACAUGCCAUAGCACGAAUUAGUGAUGAGUUUUGGUUUGACCCAAAUGAAAAAGGUCUUGCUCUAAGAUCAGUGAAUUCUUCUAUGUCAGCGUAUGCAUGUGUCUUCUUUUCAUCUAUGUUUUUUCAACAUUACUGCUGGACAGCUGAACCUGAACUGUGUCAGAAAAAAAGACAGUUACACCUUACGUGUAAAUUAGUAAUGAAGUCAGUCCUCCCUGUGUUUAGAUGUCUAAACACACUAGAAAGGAAUGUAGAGAAGUGCAACAUUUAUACAAAUGUUAAUGAUUGUCAUAUAACUUUUAAGCUCUUCUGCAAACAUGGUAUUGUAAAAACUCAUAACCUGGCUUUUCAUGAAUGUGAACCUUUACAAGCUGUUUUUUCAAGGCCUAUGUGUCCUAAUGUACUGAAGAUCCAAUCAAGGCUGCUGACUGAUGUAAUGAUUCAUUUUCCAACCUGUCAAGAGGAAGUAACUGUAGCUGUUACACCAAUGAAAGUUUGUUUCAAGAGUUAUACUGAGGAAGAAAUCGAUUUUUCAAAGGCAAUGCACACUAAAAUACAUCUUAAUCCAGAUGAAUUUGACUACUUUCAAAUUGGAGUAGACUCUGAAGUAACGUUUUGCCUUAAAGAACUGAGGGGUCUACUAUUAUUUGCAGAGGCUACUAGCGCUACUGUCUCAAUUCAUUUUGAUGUGUCUGGAAAACCAAUUGCUUUCAGUAUUGAGGACAUGAUGGUAGAAGCCAGCUUUGUUUUGGCUACAUUAGCUGACAUUGAAAAUAGGGAAUCCUCUCAGCAAUCUCUAUGCCUUUCACAAAGACAGAAAAGGCCUACCUUGAUGAAGGCCUAUGCAGAUAAUGUUGAAAAUGUCUCAAACAACUCUGCAGAUAAUGAUAGUAAUAAAGAAACAAUAGCUUCAAAAAAGCCUUGUUGGACUGAAAGAGCACAUAGCAACACGCAGUCACCUGUGGAGUCUAGGAAACCUCUGUCAAAAGGAGCUAUUAUUCCCAUAAUCUCAAAAAAAGACAUGAAGAACAUAGAAGUAUUGGACAUGAGUGCAGCAGGUGACAUUAAAAUUGUGGAGGCAGUAGUACCCUCAUAUUCUGAUCAGUACAAGUUUCAUUCACUUUUCUUUGGAGCAGUUUCAUUUAAGGAGCAAGAUGUCAUCAGCCACACACUCCAUAGUUUGGCCACAGCUAGUGAUGCCGAAGAGGAUUUUGACAAUGAGCAGCUCUCCCACGUUGUCUAGGGAUACGUAGUGCCUGUACAACCGUUGCACAGAUGUUUACAUUCUCUUUAGGUAUUAAAGUGUAUUUUACAUGCAUAAUGAAUAGCUAUGGUCUAUUUUAUAAACUUGUUGCAACACUUCCAUUAUGGAAAUUUCCUAGGGUUUUCUAUUUUUAGAUUACAUAGAAAUUAGAACAGUAAAUAGAAACUGCUGUUGAUAUUUGUAUUUUAUAUUCUAGCCUAUUACUAGUGUUAGUGAUUUUGAGUUUAACACCUAAGAAGGCUAGAGUUUCAAGCUCAAGUGAACAGAGCUUGUUUGAUUGUGCAGGUUCCCUCUUCUGCAAUAAAAAUACAUAAAAGGGACUGGUUAAGACUCUUCAAUGAUUCAGUGUUUUAUCAUUUCCUGUUAUAGUCACAGGUUAAAACAUGUAAAUAUUUACAUAUUCCAACUUAUGUGGAAGUUUAACAAAUAUGUAAUAUGUAUCCAUAAAGCUUUAAGCAUGAGUG
Molecule: messenger RNA, 1829 nt
Organism: Trachemys scripta elegans
Lineage: Eukaryota; Metazoa; Chordata; Testudines; Emydidae
Gene: RAD9B
Product: RAD9 checkpoint clamp component B
Exons: 11
Coding region: 52-1344 (430 amino acids)
Biological process (GO): DNA repair; DNA replication checkpoint signaling; mitotic intra-S DNA damage checkpoint signaling
Cellular component (GO): checkpoint clamp complex
Source: RefSeq, a predicted model, not a curated record